UCCGUUUGUUUGGUUCGGUUUCGACUUUGUUCAUGCCUCAUAAUCCAGCGCGCGACAGUUUGACCGUUGCACUAGGAGGGUGCAACUCGAACGCACACUGAUUGGAAAAGGAUGGCGCCGGCGCUCAGCAAAUUCACGAAUAGACGCACCCUAGGCAGCGCAGUUACAGCUGGUGCGCUCAUUAUUUUGAUACUGAAAUACCGCAGCAAGAGACGAACGCAAAAAUCAAGGAACCCGUGGCCUACCAACAAUGACAUCCAGUAUGUUAUCAAGGAGGAAAAGCCAAAAGGUCCCAAAGCACAAGUCGAUGCUAUCUUCUUCCGCAAAAUUUUGCAAUUGCUCAAGAUCGGCAUUCCUGGUAUACUGUCACCAGAAUUUGGUAUGGUCUUUGUGGUAGCAGCCUCUUUGGUUGGCAAGACCUUGUGUGACUUAUAUUUGAUUAAGAGAGCUACUCAGAUAGAAACAGCAAUUGUCAGCAAGAAUGGACCAUUAUUCAAGAGAUACUUAAUUUCCUUCUUGUGUGUAGGGCCUGUGAUAGCAGUCUUGAACAACAUAAUGAAGUACAGUUUAAGUGCAUUAAAAUUGAAGUUGCGUACAAAUAUAACACGUUAUUUACUGGAUCAUUAUCUUAAGGGCUUUACUUAUUACAAAAUGUGCAACUUGGACAAUCGUAUUUCAAACCCAGAUCAACUCUUGACUACGGAUGUUGAUAAAUUUUGUGAUAGCUUUGUAAAUCUUUAUAGUAAUAUGACAAAACCCUUGUUAGACAUUGGUCUUUAUGUGUUUAAAUUAGCUCCUGGUAUCGGUGCACAGUCACCACUGAUGAUAUUAACGUAUCUGGUAUUUGCUGGCUUUAUUCUGACCAAUAUUCGCAAACCCAUUGGACAAAUGACAGUUAAAGAACAACGAUUAGAAGGAGAAUAUCGUCACAUCAACUCCCGAUUGAUCACUAACUCGGAAGAAAUCGCAUUCUAUCAGGGAAACAACAGGGAAAAAUUAACAAUGUUAACUAGUUUCCACAAACUCACAAGUCAUCUUCGUAAAGUCUUAGAAUUCAAAACAUUUAUGGGAAUCAUAGAUAACGUCGUUGCAAAAUAUAUCGCCACCGUGGUCGGUUUCUACGCGAUCAGUGAACCCUUCUUCCAGGAGGAUCAUCCCAUACUCUCCGGCUCGCCUGCUCACCGCUUCAACUCUUAUUAUACGUACGGCCGAAUGAUGGUUAGGAUGGCCGAGGCGGUCGGCCGACUGAUAUUAGCUGGCAGAGAGCUCACACGGUUAGCUGGUCUCACGGCAAGAGUUACCGAGGUCAAACAGGUCCUUGACGAUUUGAACGCUGGCAAGUACGAGAGAACGAUGCUCACGGAUAACAAGGACAAUGUCGGCUUUCCCGGUGGCGGCAAGAUUAUACCGCGCGACAAUAUCAUACGAUUCGAUCGUGUACCACUCGUUACGCCAAACGGAGACGUGCUCAUUAGAGAAUUAACUUUUGAGGUGAAGUCGGGUGUGAACGUCCUGGUUUGCGGUCCAAACGGUUGCGGCAAGAGUUCCAUGUUCAGGAUUCUUGGUGAACUGUGGCCAGUCUGGUCUGGAAGCGUCACGAAACCACCGCGCGGUAAAUUAUUCUACAUCCCGCAACGUCCUUACAUGACGUUGGGCACCUUAAGGGACCAAGUCAUUUAUCCUCAUACGAGAGCCGAAAUGCAGAGGCGCGGUAACAUCAAUGACGAUGAUUUAAAAAAGUUUUUGGACUUGGUACAAUUGACUCAUCUAUUGGACAGAGAGAAUAUUAGCAAUAGUGAAGGACAGGGCUGGGACGCGAUAGCUGAUUGGAUGGACGUUCUGUCGGGAGGCGAGAAACAACGUAUUGCGAUGGCUCGACUGUUUUACCACAAACCGCAAUUCGCGAUCCUGGACGAGUGCACGAGCGCUGUGAGCGUAGACGUCGAGGGCUCUAUGUACAUGUAUUGUAAAAAAGAGAAUAUUACAUUGUUCACAGUCUCACAUCGUCGCUCUCUCUGGAAACAUCAUGAGUACUGUUUACAAAUGGACGGACGCGGAAGCUAUGAAUUCAAACCGAUUGAACAGGACACGAUAGAAUUUGGGUCGUGAAUUCUUGCGUCCCUUGCAUACGUGAACAGCGCGAUCGUGCAAGGGACAUCUAAUGUGUAGUUUCUAUUGGUAAUCUUAAUAAUAGAUAAAAUUUUUUGCGGGAAAACGAUAUAAUGCUAACCUAACUCUCUGCUAUUGCGUUUUUAACAUAAUCUCUAAUAUAAUAUCUGCUAUUAACUCUGCUAUUAUGUUAAAAUCUAUUUGAACCACUUCUAUUCUUAAAAUGCAAUAAUCUCGUAGCUGUCCCAAACAUUCUAGUGAAUUUCAUGACUAUCAAUUUUUUAUUCGUGGGUAGGUAUUUCAACGAUACGAAAAAAAUUUAUGUAAAUUACAUUAAAACGUAUAAGUUUAUUUUAACUCGAACUACGCAAGAAGCAAAUAAAACAGCAGGAUUAGGUAUGAAUAAUUAGGUCUAUUUGUUUUUCAAGAACUUGCACUAGUGUAACAAGUUAAAGUGUAACUUAACAUAAACCGAAAUAAUAGAACGCUCCUUUACAGAGUUAACUAAUAUUGAAAUAUUAAUGGCACAUAAGGAGCUAGCACUUUUAUCCUCCCACAAUCAUAUUAAUAUUAAAAUUAUAUUAGUAUUUAAUAGCACUAAGACAUCCGUGCUAGCUCCUUAUGUGCCAUUAAUAUUUCACUAUUAGUGUAACUUAACAAACAAGUACACUUUCUUGCAGUCUAAUUUAUAGCACUGGUUCAGAGGUUUCUUUAAAAAUGGACCUAUUAUCUCACGCUUUUUAUAUCGUACUAAUAUGCACAUCACAAAGUAGCGGUUAACGACAUAGUUACGCCAUUAUUCAAUGCGUCAUUGAUUCCUUCAUACAUGAAUAGUUACUUAAAUUAUGACGCACAAUAAUAUAUUUUUCUAUCGAUAUUUUAAUAAAAUAUAUUCAUAUAAUGUAUUCAUGAAUGCACUUCGAGCUUCAAAUGUAUAACAUUUAAUACUUUAAAAAAAAUUAUUUUAUAUAUCUUUAAUUCUUCUUAUAUUACUGGUGUGUAAAUAUUUACAUAAGUGUAAGUUUUUAAUGCAAAAACUCUCGCUUAACUAUUUAAAAUUAUAGUUGACUCACAAAGCGAAGACUUGCCACAAAUUAUCUGCUAGGUAAAUUCACUAAUAUAUUAGUACUGUAUAACGGUUUCUAAUCUCAAGAUUUCUACAGUUUACGGAAAAAUCUAUCAUAUCAUAAAAAUUCAUGUACGAAUAUAUAUGACAGAUAUUAUUAUAAGACUUAUUGUAUAAGAUUGGGACAGUUGUUAUAGUAUGUUAUAUACGUGUGAAUGGAUACAUCACGAGAAGUAUAGAAAAAAAUUGUUGGACAAUAAGAAUGUUAUAAAGAUGAAA
Messenger RNA from Odontomachus brunneus, 3454 nucleotides. RefSeq names its product ATP-binding cassette sub-family D member 3 (gene Pmp70). The transcript has 12 exons. The record is from RefSeq and is a predicted model, not a curated record. Gene Ontology annotation, biological process: fatty acid beta-oxidation; peroxisome organization; long-chain fatty acid import into peroxisome. Lineage: Eukaryota; Metazoa; Arthropoda; Insecta; Hymenoptera; Formicidae. Gene Ontology annotation, molecular function: long-chain fatty acid transmembrane transporter activity; ATP hydrolysis activity; ATP binding. Gene Ontology annotation, cellular component: peroxisomal membrane. Bases 112 to 2109 code for a protein of 665 amino acids.